Ostreococcus lucimarinus CCE9901 is the source of this 1866-nucleotide messenger RNA. It is a transcript of the gene STT7, whose product is annotated as LHCII kinase. Bases 28 to 1866 code for a protein of 612 amino acids. Gene Ontology annotation, molecular function: ATP binding; protein kinase activity. The record is from RefSeq and is a predicted model, not a curated record. Gene Ontology annotation, biological process: protein phosphorylation. Lineage: Eukaryota; Viridiplantae; Chlorophyta; Mamiellophyceae; Mamiellales; Bathycoccaceae. The transcript has a single exon.
CGACGACGACGGCGCGCGGACGCGAAGAUGGCGCGACCGACGCGACCGCCGUCGGUGCUCGCGCGCGCGCGGUGCGACGACGCGGGACGACGCGCGACGCGAACGACGACGACGCGUCCGCGACGUCGCGACGUCGACGUCGCGGUCGGCGUCGCGGGCGCGCGCGCGCGCGACGGACGACGACGCGCGCGCGCGACGGAGACGCGCGCGAUCGACCCCGCGCACGCGGACGCGGCGCGCGAGGUGCAUCGCGCGCUCGGCGACGUCGCCGUCGGCGUCGGGCUGCCGUGCACGGUGCAAAACUGCGGGGACGCGAUAUAUCGAAGCACGCUCGACGCCGAGCUGCGACGAGAGAUCGCGCCGCUGCUCACGCCGGUGGGAGCGACGAUAUUGGCGGUCGCCGCGACGUACGGGCUGAUCACGCCGGGAGUGAUUCCGGGGGUGGUUGACUUUUAUCUGCUGCGACCGCUGUUGGGGACGCUGCGAAAGCGGUACGCGUUGGAGGAUUUCGCGCUCGGGAAAAAACUGGGAGAGGGUGGGUUUGGGGUGGUGUACGAGGCGACGGGGGUGAACGACCAGAAAAAGUACGUGCUGAAGCGAGCGACGGACUACGGAGAGGCGGAGGUUUGGAUGAACUCGCGGUUGCAAAUAGCGUGCCCGGGGGCGUGCGCCGACUUUGUCUCCGCGUUCGAGGGUCCGCCGGUGAAGAAGGGAGACGACGAGCCGUCGCUGUGGCUGGUGUGGAAAUACGAAGGGAAAAGUACGCUGUUUGAGCUCAUGAAGGACAAGAAUUUCCCGUAUAACGUCGAGCCGUACAUGUUUAAAGACGGCGAGGCCCCGGGAGGGUUACCGCCGGGGGCGCGACGCAAGUCCAUCAUCAUCGGUAAAAUCUUGGAUCAAAUCUUAGACGCGCUCGCGCGCGUGCACGGUACCGGUAUCGUUCACCGCGACGUCAAGCCAGAAAAUAUUUUAUUUGACGAAUCGAGCGGAAAGUUUCGUUUGAUUGAUCUCGGCGCCGCGGCAGAUUUGCGAUCUGGCGUCAACUAUUCGCCAAAGGAUUUCAUCUUUGACCCUCGCUUCAAGGCGCCAGAGGAGUACAUUAUGAGUAGACAGACCCCAGAGGCACCUGUGCUUCCCGUAGCAUUAGCUCUGUCGCCCGUGCUGUGGCAGCUCAACCUCCCAGAUCGUUUCGACAUGUACAGCACCGGGGUUAUGUUCUUGCAAAUGUGCCUGCCAAACUUGCGGAAGGACGACGAUUUGAUCAAGUUCCGUCGAGAGUUAGAGGACAACGGUAACGAUCUCGUGGCGUGGAGAAAUAACAUCGCUUCGCGCGUGAUGAAGAGACCUGAAGUAGAAGAAGGUUUCGAAGUGCUCGACUUGGACGAUCGCGCCGGCUGGCGCUUGGUCAAGGGUCUCAUGGCCACCGAAGGCCGCUCGCGACCGGCGGCGCUCGGCGCUCGCGGCUCGCGAUUCGUUCGAGGUAAAAGCUCGGCGUUGACCGUCGCCGAAAAGUUGUUCCCACUUCCGGACGAGGACUCGGAAACGAACGACGAGAACGCGUUCGGAAAGUGGUUACUCUUCCGCGUCGCUCGCAGCGGCACGCGUAAGGAGGGCGGUUUCACCGAGGCACAGCUGCGCGAGUUCGAAGAGGAUGGCAACAUCGACGACGUGGACACCGCGCGUAAAAAUUUAGGAAUGGUGGCCACAGAAACUUUGGCGAGCUAUGGCGUCGAUAAAGUCGAGCGCACUCUGGCCGAGCGUCCAAAUCGACAAGCGAAAGUGCCGUCGUCUUCGGGCUUCGAUCUCAAGGACAUCGGAGACAAGCUCACGUCGAGCUUCGACGAGAUGUUCGGCGAACGUGAUUAG